Molecule: messenger RNA, 4149 nt
Organism: Anolis sagrei ordinatus
Lineage: Eukaryota; Metazoa; Chordata; Lepidosauria; Squamata; Anolidae
Source: RefSeq, a predicted model, not a curated record
CCCUCCCUCCAGCAGGAGUUCCGCACAGACGCUGCGGUCUGGCGGGAAGAAGAGAGCGGCUUCGUUCUCUCCCUCAGCUUCGGCGGGAAGACAGGCAGGCAUUGCGGCUCCCGCUCGGAGGAAGAGGCCGCCGCGAUGCCGCUCGCGCAGCUGGGAGCCGAGCCCUGGCCGGAGGGGAACAUGGAGCUGGUGGACAUGGAGCUGGACGAGGCCGAGAAUGGCCAAGCUGCUCCAGAAGAACGAAAAGAUGUACUGUCAAAGGCGUUCAGAUUACUUUCCGUCUUCUGGAAAGAAAGGGGGUGGCAGAAGGGGAGAGCAGAGACGGCAAAACGGGAAACUGCUUGGAUAGAGAAAGACUCUGUGAAUGCUGCAGAUAAGAAGGAUGGCUCUGUCCAAGAAUACACCAUCACAUACCUUGUGAAAGAAGGAUCUGAGAAGGCUGAUCAAUCACACUUUGAGCUGCUCAAAGUCCUGGGACAGGGUUCUUUCGGCAAAGUCUUCCUUGUCCGAAAAAUCACCCCUCCAGACAAAGGGCAGCUCUACGCUAUGAAGGUCCUGAAGAAAGCAACUCUGAAAGUCCGAGACCGUGUGAGGACAAAAAUGGAAAGGGACAUUCUAGUGGAAGUAAACCACCCAUUCAUUGUGAAACUUCAUUAUGCCUUCCAGACAGAGGGGAAAUUGUACCUUAUUCUUGAUUUCCUCAGAGGAGGAGACCUCUUCAUGCGCCUUUCCAAAGAAGUCAUGUUCACUGAAGAAGAUGUGAAGUUCUACCUUGCGGAGUUGGCCCUGGGCCUUGGCCAUUUGCAUCGCCUGGGAAUUGUGUACAGGGACCUUAAACCAGAGAAUAUUCUCCUGGACGAUGAAGGGCAUAUCAAGCUCACAGACUUUGGUUUGAGCAAAGAAGCCAUUGACCAUGAGAAGAAGGCCUAUUCCUUCUGUGGGACCGUGGAGUACAUGGCCCCGGAAGUGGUGAAUCGCCAGGGUCAUACUCAGAGUGCCGAUUGGUGGUCCUAUGGGGUCUUAAUGUUUGAGAUGCUGACGGGGGCCCUGCCUUUCCAGGGGAAGGACCGGAAAGAGACAAUGACCCUCAUUCUCAAAGCGAAGCUGGGCAUGCCCCAAUUCUUGAGCGCUGAAGCACAGAGUCUCCUGCGAUCCCUUUUCAAGAGGAACCCAGCCAACAGGUUAGGGUCUGGACCAGAUGGUGUUGAGGAAAUCAAGCGUCACCCUUUUUAUUCUACCAUUGAUUGGAAUAAGCUCUUUCGUAGAGAAAUCAAGCCGCCUUUCAAGCCUGCUGUGGGUCGUCCUGAUGAUACGUUUUACUUUGACAAAGAGUUUACCUCCCGCACACCAAAAGAUUCACCUGGGAUUCCACCAAGUGCAGGGGCCCAUCAGCUCUUCCGUGGCUUCAGUUUUGUGGCUACUGGCACAAUAGAAGACGAGAAGACCAAAUCUCCAACAGUGCCUUUACAUUCUGCUGUCCAGCAACUGCAUGGCAAGAACCUCCAGUUCAGUGAUGGUUACAUCGUGAAGGAGGCCAUCGGCGUAGGUUCCUACUCAGUGUGCAAGCGCUGCGUCCACAAAGCAACGAACACAGAAUAUGCUGUAAAGGUGAUCGACAAAAGUAAGAGAGAUCCCUCAGAAGAGAUUGAGAUACUCCUACGGUACGGACAGCACCCGAAUAUCAUCACGCUAAAAGAUGUGUAUGACGAUGGCAAGCAUGUCUAUCUGGUGACGGAGUUAAUGAGAGGCGGGGAGCUGCUGGACAGGAUCCUCAAGCAGAAAUGCUUCUCUGAAAGGGAAGCCAGCUCUGUCCUGCACACAAUAUGUAAGACUGUGGAAUACCUUCACUCCCAAGGGGUGGUUCACAGAGACUUGAAACCUAGCAACAUCCUCUAUGUAGAUGAGUCUGUAAAUCCAGAGUCCAUUCGUAUUUGUGACUUUGGCUUUGCCAAGCAGCUGAGAGCGGACAAUGGGCUCCUCAUGACCCCCUGCUAUACUGCCAAUUUUGUGGCUCCAGAGGUUUUGAAACGUCAAGGAUAUGAUGAAGCCUGUGAUAUUUGGAGUUUAGGGAUCCUCCUCUACACAAUGUUGGCAGGGUAUACUCCAUUUGCCAAUGGGCCCAGUGACACCCCUGAAGAAAUCCUUACUCGGAUAGGUGGGGGGAAAUUUUCGCUCAAAGGAGGGAAUUGGGACACUGUUUCCGAGGCAGCCAAGGACCUGGUAUCAAAGAUGCUCCAUAUUGAUCCCCAUCAGCGCCUGACUGCCAAGCAAGUCCUCCAGCAUCUGUGGAUAACCCAGAAGGACAGGUUGCCGCAGAGCCAGCUGAGUCACCAGGAUGUACAACUUGUCAAGGGUGCCAUGGCUGCCACAUACUCUGCACUGAACAACUCCAAGCCAGGUCCCCAGCUGAAACCCAUUGAGUCCUCCUUCCUAGCGCAGAGGCGAGUCAAGAAGCUCCCAUCGAACUCCAAAUGAGAACUCAAGAGGAACUUCCGCAAGAUUUUUAAAAACAUCUCCUGGUUCCAAUAUCUGCAAAUAAAGGAAUCUUACAAUUCAGAUUUUUAAAAAAGCUGGCUUUAGUGGAAGUGAAAAAUUUUGGGACAGACUUAUGCAAAAAAGAUAAGCUGAUAGCAAAGAUCUAUAAUAAACUACUUGGAUGGGCCACUGAAACAGAAGAGAUACAAAAUUGCAUGAUAAAAUGGGCAAGGAAUACUGGUAGAUCUAUUAAAUUAACGGAAUGGGAGCAAAUUUGAACCAGAAAAUUAAAAUACACUUUCCGUCAGAUUUGAAGGAAAAUUGGCUCAAAAUGAUACAUAGAUGGCAUAUGACUCCAAAAAAAUAAUAAUGUACAAGAAUACAGCAAUUAAGUGUUGGAAAUGUAAAGCGCAUAUGAAGGUUCUUAUUACCAUAUGUGGUGGACCUGUGAGAAAACAAUUACAUUUUGGAAAUUGAUACAUAGAGAAUGCCAGAAGAUAAAAAUAACAAGCUUCCCAAUGAAACCUGAAUAUUAAUUUUAAUAAAGACAUUUUAUUUACAUAUUUAUCAACUGCGGCGAGAACAAUCUUUGCAAAAUAUUGGAAAACAAUUGAGAUACCAACCAAGGAACAGUGGCUAAACAAAGUAAUUGAAAUAAAAGACAUGAAUGAUGAAAAAUACAGGAAGAUACAUUAAGAUGGCAGAUUGGAGGACCUUUGAGGAAUAUAUAAAUAUUGGAAGCUAAGGAAGAGAGACAGAGCCUAAAUUGAAGAAGCAGGAGAAAGCGGAGAAGGACAAUUUUGUAAAUCUCUUUUUUUCUUAUUUUAUAGAACUAAAGAGACUAAGAUAGCAUAAGGGAACGCGAGGAAGAAGAAUGAAAGACAACAUUCCCCUUUCCUUUUUUUUUCUUCUUUUUUUCUCUUUUCUUCUCUUCCCAUCUCGCCUCCCUUAUUUUCUAUAUAUAUAUAUCCUUUUCUACAAUACAACCUUCCUUUUUUUCUUUUUAUUGUAUCAAUGUAACAAAAAGUCUAUUAAUAAAAAAUAUUCAACAAAAAAAAGAAGCUCCCAUCGACCACACUGUGACAUGGAAUUGGUGGGUGUUCCCCAGGCCCCCAACCAGUGCUACUUCUCUAACAAACUUACUUGGAUGUCCACGGGAACAGGAGAUGUCGUCCCAGCAAGACGCCAUUUUGAGGCACCUUCUCAAAUGUAUAUCCAGGGCCAAGUGCCUCCAGAAAGACUAGCUCUUGCUCUCCCUCUGGAUUCCCCUCUUUGUUUUUGUUUUCACUGUACAGAGAAAUUAUUUGUAAAGGGAUCUGUAUCAUGCAUCUGAGAAGCUGAACACACAUCAAUCUACGGCUUGUUGCCAUGACAUAGCCGGUCUCUAGCCUGCAAACAAGCAAGCGUUGGAUGAAUUGAUGCCUCUGAAAUGCUAACCUGGUACAGCAGGAACAUGUUCUGUCCUUCCCUCUCGCCAAUCUUUCCAACAGAGACUGUUUUUGUGCAGGAUAGCCUCUGUUUCUACAAAUGCUCUCUCUUUACCUAAUAUAUGUGAUCUCAUGUGCACCGGCAUUUUCAUUUCUUGUUCCCAAUCCUUGAAGCUAUGUGGCUGGAAUCCAAAAGAAUCUUGAGCAAAUGUCUCUUUUCUUUAAUAAUAAUCAUAAUCCUAAUCAU